AUGCACAUACCCUUGCAUAUGAAUAUGCUUCAGCAAAUAAAAAGAAUAUUCCCUCAAGCUGGGAGCAUGAAAAAAAAGCUGAAAAGGACUGGUACAUUGGAUUUAAAAGAAGACAUAGUGCCAUGUUUUCUCUUCGAAAACCAGAAGCAACUAGUCUUUCUCCUGCCACCAGCUUUACAAGAGAAUCUAAAUAAGUUUUAUGAUAACUUAGAAGCAAUUCUUCAUCGUCAGAACUUUAGAGCUAGUGAGAUUUAUAAUCUUGAUGAAUCGGGAAUUACAACUGUACAUGUUCCACCUAAAGUUAUUGCUGGAAAAGGCAUAAAACAAGUUGGUCAAAUGACAUCCGGAGAACGUGGGAAACUUGUUACUAUUAUUUCUGCUGUAAAUGCAAUUGGCAACUCAGUUCCCCCACUUUUGGUUUUCCCCAGAAAGUUUUUCAAGGAUCAUAUGUUGAAAGGAGCACCACCUGGAUUUAUUGGGGCUGCAAAUCCAAGUGGUUGGUCCUCACCACAAAUAUUUAUGCUUUAUCCGAAACACUUUCUGAAGCAUGUUAAAAUAUCCAAAGAUAACAGCAUUAUUUUAAUCUUAGAUAAUCAUAACACACAUAUAACUAUUGAAGCUAUUGAUUUCUACAAAGAAAAUGGAAUUAUUGUGCUCACUUUACCCCCUCACACAAGUCAUAAACUUGAACCUUUGGACCGCACAGUGUUUAGCUCUUUUAAAGUGCAUUAUAAUAGAGCUUGUAGUCAAUGGAUGGUUAAUCAUGCUGGGAGGCCUAUAUCAAUUUAUGAUGUUGCAGAAUGUGUAGGCAAUGUAUACCCCCUUUCUUUUACACCAAAAAACAUUGUUUCUGGAUUUCAAGUAACUGGGAUUUAUCCUUUCAACAGAAAGGUUUUUGAUGACAGCGAAUUUUUAUCAGCUUUUGUCACUGAUAGGCCAAUUCCAUCAACAAGUUUAUCCCUUCAAAGUAAUGAAGAGUCCCCAAUUGCAGAAUUGUCCGUGCCUAAAACACCUGAAUGUGUGCAACCAUUUCCAAAGGCAGCGCCUCGAAAGCUGUCCCAAGGUGAGCCACCAGGUAGUACACCUUGGGACAAAGUACAAGUUUACUAA
This is a messenger RNA of Argiope bruennichi, 1110 nucleotides long. RefSeq lists its product as uncharacterized. NCBI's taxonomy places the organism in Eukaryota, Metazoa, Arthropoda, Arachnida, Araneae, Araneidae. Bases 1 to 1110 code for a protein of 369 amino acids. The record is from RefSeq and is a predicted model, not a curated record. Gene Ontology annotation, molecular function: DNA binding. The transcript is spliced from 2 exons. Gene Ontology annotation, cellular component: nucleus.